Molecule: messenger RNA, 1108 nt
Organism: Periconia digitata
Lineage: Eukaryota; Fungi; Ascomycota; Dothideomycetes; Pleosporales; Periconiaceae
Source: the annotation of a GenBank genome assembly
CCACGGCGAAUUUAUAGUCUUCUCCGCAUUUUCCUUCCAAGUUCCAGCCACCUAAGUUACCCGCCCUCAAUCUACAUACUCUAUACAUAUGUAGUGUGUUUUAGCUGCAUACCUACACUGCAUCAUCACUUGGCUCCUCAAUUGCACUUUGACAUACCUACAUACGAGCUUCUCUAUACCUUCUACGGCCUCGAUUCACACAAGACCGCGCAACUUGCGCUUAGAUUCCGGGAUGGAGGCGCUGCUCUCCCUCGCUUUCGACAACAUUGUCUCCAAGGACACGCAGAAGAUCCGCAAAGGCUUGCGUCAAAUUGAGGGCAUGCUGGCACAGAUAUGUCUGUCUAACCCCAAAUCUAAGCCCUCUACGCCUGGCCAUCAGCGCAAUACCUCGGCCAUCAAUCUCAACGAACAACAAUCGACUCCAAAGAAACUGGGCCAGUUGGGCGACGACCUCGCUUUUCGCGAGUUCUUUCGGCUACAAGACGGCUUCGAAUGGAAUGUCGCGACCCGUGUAGCUGAUUGUCUGAAUCGCCUGUUGGGCAUGUCAAGCAAUGGCCAGAAUGACCUACUCAUCCUAUCAUCACUCUCCAAUCUACAAGGACUGCUCCUGCUACACCCUCCCUCCCGCAUCAUAUUUGGGCGCGAAGUGUACAUGAACCUCCUUCUUGACCUUCUCGACCCUUACAAUUGCCCUGCCAUACAAUCCGCCGCUCUACUCGUCCUCGUUACCGCGCUCCUCGCUACUCCCCCGAAUAUUCGCACAUUCGAGAACAUGGACGGUCUGCUUACCGUUACGAGCUUGUUCAAGGAUGAGGAGACGACACAAACAGUAAAGGUGAAGCUGCUGGAAUUCGUCUACUUCUACCUCAUGCCUGAGACACCCAUACCAUCCGCCAGCGCGCCCAAUACGGCUGUCCCAAACCAAUUAGCUGCCGCUUUCAAGAGGCGAGGUAGUACCGUUAGUGGCGACGACGGCGCUGGUGUGGCGAGGAUCAACAUUCGCUCUCAAGAGGAAAAACAACACAUGCUGGCACGCUACCUGAACAACGUCGACGCUCUGGUUCAAGACCUCAAUGAGAGCGCGCCGUUCACGAGCGUCGCUUGUUGA